AUGCCCUCCGCUAUUCCAGACGGGGGUCUGCAGUUCAAUACGAUUGAGGAGACGAUAGAAUCUUUCAGAAAUGGAGAAUUCAUCAUCGUGCUCGAUUCGCAGGAUCGGGAAAAUGAAGGUGAUUUGAUUAUUGCCGCCGAAGCAAUCACUCCCGCAAAAAUGGCUUUUUUGAUACGCUAUUCGAGUCAUACUCACACCUCCGCCUUAUUUUUCAGUGGCUACAUUUGCGCCCCAAUGCUCCCGGAACUCGCAUCCAGCCUCGAACUGCCGCCAAUGGUCACCAACAACACAGACCCCCACCGGACUGCUUACACAAUCUCGAUCGACUCGAACCACCCAUCUGUUACCACCGGAAUCUCCGCCAACGAUCGCUCUCUGACCUGCCGUUCUCUCGCCUCGGCCGACGUAAAGCCUAGUGACUUUCGGAGACCGGGACAUAUCCUUCCUCUCCGCGCUCGGCCCGGCGGGGUUCGUGAGCGGAGGGGUCAUACCGAGGCAACGAUCGAUUUCUGCAGGCUGGCUGGAAAGCCGGAAGUGGGUGUGAUCUGUGAGCUUGUUGAGGAUGGGGAUGAGGUUGCGCCGAACGUUGCGGAGAGGACGGACUGCAGCAUGAUGAGGAGGGACGGGUGUUUGAGGUUUGGGAAGAAAUGGGGGCUGAAGGUCUGCACGAUUGAAGAUUUGGUGGAGUAUUUGGAAAAGAAGGAUAGCCCGCUUCCUGCGCUAAACGGGAAGCAUUGA
Messenger RNA from Uncinocarpus reesii 1704, 738 nucleotides. RefSeq names its product 3,4-dihydroxy-2-butanone 4-phosphate synthase. Gene Ontology annotation, biological process: riboflavin biosynthetic process; aerobic respiration. The record is from RefSeq and is a predicted model, not a curated record. Gene Ontology annotation, molecular function: 3,4-dihydroxy-2-butanone-4-phosphate synthase activity. Gene Ontology annotation, cellular component: mitochondrial intermembrane space; cytosol. The transcript has 3 exons. Lineage: Eukaryota; Fungi; Ascomycota; Eurotiomycetes; Onygenales; Onygenaceae. The coding region runs from base 1 to 738 and encodes 245 amino acids.